AAAUAGGUUUCUGUUUCUGUUUUUACGCUCCCUUCCAUCGUCUCUUGGUAUUCAUUCCAUCUACGCUUUCACCCAAAACCAUCCGACUUUGCCAUCACCCAAAACCACCGACCUUCCACCUUCCGGCAACUCGGCACCGUCCUUCCUUUUUUCUCAAUCGUUUAGUUCUGUUAUGCUAGCAGAAGUCGUUUUCAAACAAAAAUAGAAGGGAACACUCCUCUUAUUGUGGAUGUCUUUUAGGCUAUUCGAUUCUCUAGCUGGGUCAAGGUUAUCCCAGAUGGUUUAACCAGAGCACAAGCAAUUGGGUUGGUCACAAGUGUGGAUAGUGUUGGUUGAGAUUGCAAUGAUACCAUAACAGAGGGGAAAGGGAACUAAUUGGGCAAUGAGAAGAAGAAUGGUUAGACUCACAUAGAAUAGGGGAUUCGCACCCUUGAGAAUGAAAACAGAGCACCAUUUUGGAACUAAAGGUUGGAGGGAUCAGAGUGCUGUUUCAGAAGAAAAGUAGAGCACACAUGCAUCCAGAAGAGAAUAGAGUUACUAUUUGUUGUUCUUCAACAUAUGCCAUGUCAAAUGCCAGUAGGAGAUUGGUUGCUUCUGAUAAAUAUGAAAGAGUUGGGCCAGAUUUCUUUGGUUAUUAUUCAUCUGAAGUAGUAAAUCUAUUGUCACGAGAUGAGGAUAUUUUACCUGUCACUACCCGAAUAUCUGAGCUACCACAGAAUAAAUGUGGCGAGGGAGGAAAAAGUUUAGUUAGCGACAGUUAUAAUUUUUCUGGUCCAUUGUAUAGUAAUGGUGUUGGAACUGGACUAUCAGAUUUUGAAAUGGAUAGAUUAAAAUUACUGCUCAGACAGAGUGCAGUUACUCUUUCAUCAGAAGUUGAUGAGGUGGUGGACCCUGUUUUUUCUAUGUAUCGUUUGCAAUCUGGGCUAAGAAGUAAAACACAUUCCUUAAAUCUUACAACUAUGACAUCUGAUGAUGUACUGCAAAUUCCUCCUAAAAAGCAAAAAGUGUCCUCACCAUCUCCUUCAGCUAGGCCUGGCCCUCUUGCACAAACUAGUGACGUCAAUCACCAAAGCAGUAGGAAGGUGAGUGAUGAUCUUCAGUUCCUAUUGGAGAAUGAUAGUGUGGAGGUUGAGGAGAUGGUAAAGAAAUAUUCUGAUGAACUCUCUGGAACACUAGGGUAUAUGGAACAACGACUUGAGUUGCUUCUCGAUACAGUGAUGUCAAAGUGCAGGUCAAUGACUCUUGGUGAGAAACAACAACUACGUAGAUUAAUUCAGAAGCUACCUGCAGGAAAUCUUGACCGUGUGGUGGAGAUAGUUUGUCGAAAUAGACCAGUAGAAGAACAAAGUUUUGACAAAAUAUUUGUUGAUUUAGAAAAAGAGGAUAAUGCUACACUUUGGAGACUUUAUUACUAUGUUGAAGCUGUUGAGAAAGCCAAAAGUCUUUCUUGUAGUGAAGAGACCUAGUUUCAGUGGAAGUCUAAAUUUCCCUGGGAAAAGCCUCAACAGUAAUUGUAGCUCAUCAGAACUCACCAAUAGAUUUUUUUCAUCUUCCUAACUGAAGAAUUGCAGUCUUUACAGGCUGUGAUAGCAGGGACUACAAAUACCAAUGAAGUAUCUAUUCGGCAGGACAAUGCGUUCACGUAGCUGUAAAUUUUGAGAAAUUACUCGCCAUUUAUCAAUCCAGAUUGUUAUAGGAUCUAUGUUUUGAAUUGUAGCUGUAUCAUGUAUUGACAGCAAAAUUUCAGUUACCUUUUUUGAAAGUUAAUAGUAGUUAGUUGUAUCAUUUUCUAUAUGCUGUUUUUUUUCUA
Molecule: messenger RNA, 1810 nt
Organism: Cicer arietinum (chickpea)
Lineage: Eukaryota; Viridiplantae; Streptophyta; Magnoliopsida; Fabales; Fabaceae
Source: RefSeq, a predicted model, not a curated record